Fragaria vesca subsp. vesca is the source of this 1621-nucleotide messenger RNA. Its product is annotated as pentatricopeptide repeat-containing protein At1g01970-like. Lineage: Eukaryota; Viridiplantae; Streptophyta; Magnoliopsida; Rosales; Rosaceae. The coding region runs from base 146 to 1393 and encodes 415 amino acids. Gene Ontology annotation, molecular function: protein binding. The record is from RefSeq and is a predicted model, not a curated record. The transcript has 2 exons.
UUAUUCUCUCUUUUCUCAGUCACUUCUGAACCUUUCCUUCUUCUCCCCAACAUGCCCAACUGGCAUGGCAGCCACACUUCAUAAUCCCACAACCUGAAAAACACAACUCUUCUCUACUCUCACUUCCCAAUUCUCUUCACUUUUUAUGGCCACCUCUGUCUCCAAUGCGGUUUGCUUUCUCUAUCCCCACCCAACAAUCAAUGAACCCCCAAAAACCCACCACCCCAAAUUCUCCGUCACCACUUUCCGGCCAACACCCAUCAAUCUUUCCUCCUCCGGUCACCGUUUUCACCCCCCACUAAUGGCUUUAAGUAUUGAAGAGACAGCAAUGGCUGAAAACACAGAAGGGAAGCCAAGGUUUAAGUGGGGUGAGAUAGGUUCGGAUAUUACAGAAGCACAGCAGGACGCUAUAGAUGAACUCCCUCCCAAGAUGAGCAAGCGUUGCCAGGCUAUAAUGAAGCAGAUUAUUUGCUUUGCUCCUGAGAAAGGGAGUCUUUGUGAGGUGUUGAAUGCUUGGGUUAGCAUUAUGAAGCCUUCCAGAGCUGACUGGCUUGCUGUUCUUAAAGAAUUGAGGAUUAAAGAUCACCCUCUUUAUCUUCAGGUGGCAGAAAUUGCUGUACUGGAUGAUUCUUUUGAACCCAAUGUGCGUGACUAUACUAAAAUAAUCCAUGGUUAUGGGAAGCGAAACCGAAUUGAGGAUGCUGAAAGCACCCUUUUAAACAUGAAGUCUAGAGGCUUCGUAUGUGAUCAGGUAACUCUAACUGCCAUGAUUGACAUGUAUAGCAAGGCUGGACAUCUUAAGCUGGCUGAAGAUACUUUUGAAGACAUCAAACUCCUUGGACAGCAAGUAGAUAAAAGAGCUUAUGGCUCAAUGAUCAUGGCCUAUAUCAGAGCUGGAAUGCCUGAGCAGGGAGAAACUGUACUCAUAGAAAUGGAUGCCCAAGAAAUUGUUGCUGGAAGUGAAGUUUACAAGGCAUUGUUAAGAGCAUACUCCAUGGUUGGUGAUACUGAAGGAGCUCAGAGGGUGUUCAAUGCGCUUCAGCUAGCUGGUAUCUCUCCAGAUGCUAAGAUAUGUGGACUUCUCAUAAAUGCAUAUGGUAUAUCAGGUCAAAGUCAAAAGGCACGUGCUGCAUUUGAAAAUAUGAGGAAGGCUGGUCUUAAACCCAGUGAUAAAUGUAUAGCUCUAAUGUUGGCUGCUUACGAGAAGGAGAAUAAGCUGCAAAUGGCAUUGAAAUUUCUUAUGGGGUUGGAGAGAGAAGGUAUAAUGGUCGGGAAAGAAGUUGCAGAAACAUUGGCUGGAUGGUUUAAAAAAUUAGGAGUUGUGGAAGAGGUGGAUAUGGUCUUGAGAGAAUUUGCAGCAACAAAAGCCAAUUCUGGAAUUCCCACUUCAUAGUUUCCAUCUCCAAGUUUUUUUUUUUUUCUGCAUCCACACUACAGAUGUCAACUUUGGUUCCAUAAACACACAAGUGGUAAGAUCUGAAUUUCUCCUUCAAGUCCAUUUUACUGUUAGAUUCGAAGGACUGACUCAAUAUAUCUGAGUUUCCUUUCCUGCCAAAGUAUUCGAUGUGCCAUUACAAAAACAGAAGAUAGUCUGCUAUACAUAGCGACUACUGGGGUUUUA